Messenger RNA from Rattus norvegicus (Norway rat), 936 nucleotides. RefSeq names its product olfactory receptor family 9 subfamily G member 3 (gene Or9g3). Gene Ontology annotation, molecular function: G protein-coupled receptor activity; olfactory receptor activity. The transcript has a single exon. The record is from RefSeq and is marked reviewed. Gene Ontology annotation, biological process: G protein-coupled receptor signaling pathway; signal transduction; detection of chemical stimulus involved in sensory perception of smell. NCBI's taxonomy places the organism in Eukaryota, Metazoa, Chordata, Mammalia, Rodentia, Muridae. Bases 1 to 936 code for a protein of 311 amino acids. Gene Ontology annotation, cellular component: plasma membrane; membrane.
AUGGAGAGGAGCAACCACACAGUGACUGACUUCAUCUUGCUGGGCUUCUCAACAGACCCUGUAAUGGAGAAGAUACUGUUUGUCCUGUUCCUUGGAGUAUAUUCCAUGACAUUGAUAGGAAACACCACCCUCAUCAUAUUGAUCUGCAAUGACUCCAGACUCCACACACCCAUGUAUUUCUUCAUUGGAAAUCUGUCUUUUCUGGAUCUCUGGUAUUCCUCUGUCUAUACUCCAAAGAUCCUAGUGACCUGCAUCUCUGAAGACAAAAGUAUCUCAUUUGCUGGAUGUCUGGCUCAAUUCUUCUUCUCUGCUGGAUUGGCCUAUAGUGAAUGUUACCUACUGGCUGCCAUGGCUUAUGAUCGCUACACUGCUAUCUCUAAUCCCCUGCUUUAUGCUCAAGCUAUGUCAAGAAGAUUGUGCAUCUGUUUGGUUGUAUAUUCCUAUACAGGAGGAUUUGUCAAUGCAAUAAUAUUAACUAGCAACACAUUCACAUUGGACUUUUGUGGUGACAAUGUCAUUGAUGAUUUUUUCUGUGAUGUUCCACCUCUGAUCAAGUUGGCAUGUGAUGUUAGGGAGAGUUACCAGUCUGUGCUGUACUUCCUCUUAGCCUCUAAUGUCAUUUCUCCCACUCUGCUCAUCUUGACCUCCUAUCUGUUCAUCAUUGCUGCCAUCCUGAGGAUCCGAUCCACCCAGGGCCGCCUCAAAGCCUUCUCUACCUGUUCUUCACAUCUCAUCUCUGUGACCUUAUACUAUGGCUCCAUUCUCUACAUAUACUCUCGCCCCAGUUCCAGCUACUCCUUAGAAAGGGACAAAAUGGUGUCUACCUUUUAUACUGUAUUAUUCCCCAUGUUGAACCCCAUGAUCUACAGUCUGAGGAAUAAAGAUGUGAAGGAAGCUCUGAGGAAACUCUUUAAGUUAGCUCAUGCUGAAGUCUAA